Rhizophagus irregularis DAOM 181602=DAOM 197198 is the source of this 324-nucleotide messenger RNA. The record is from RefSeq and is a predicted model, not a curated record. Lineage: Eukaryota; Fungi; Glomeromycota; Glomeromycetes; Glomerales; Glomeraceae.
AUGGAAGUAAAAAAUGCAGUUUUAAAAGUUACAGAAAAGCUUAAAAAAUAUUAUAAAUAUACAAAUGCUUUAUUUUAUACUAUUACUACUAGUAUGUUAUUUUUUUAUUUAGAAAACAAAUAUAUUGAAGCUGCUCAAAAAAAUCUUAAUAUUUUAUAUAAAACUAAAUAUACUUCAACAAAAAAUAUGAUGAUUUUAGAUGAAUAUUCUGAAAAUAGUCUUCUUCAAUAUAUAUAUAAAAGGCAAUAUUUAGUAAAUAAUAAUGAAUUAAAUCAAUAUCUUGCAACUUCAACUGCACCAUAUGGAACUGAUAUAUUACAAUGA